Lentinula edodes (shiitake mushroom) is the source of this 1263-nucleotide messenger RNA. RefSeq names its product CRAL/TRIO domain-containing protein. Lineage: Eukaryota; Fungi; Basidiomycota; Agaricomycetes; Agaricales; Omphalotaceae. The coding region runs from base 20 to 1093 and encodes 357 amino acids. The record is from RefSeq and is a predicted model, not a curated record. The transcript is spliced from 5 exons. Gene Ontology annotation, molecular function: phosphatidylinositol transfer activity.
ACUUUAAGUACCUCUUUCGAUGUCCAACAAAGUCUACGAAGCCCUACCACCUCCCAAGGAGAAGGUCAAACUAACCAUACCUGAGCUGAAGCCCGAACAAAUUGCAAUGCAAGAGAAGAUUCAAGUGCACUUCACAAAAGCGGGAUACACACUUCCCGGCAUCGAAAAGAGCGGCGAACUCAUGGAGGAGGAACAAUUUUGGUUGUCGUAUGAGUGUCAACUGAGGUACCUGCGUGCCACAAAAUGGAAGGUGGACGACGCAAUUAAGAGACUGGAAUCUACUCUUAAAUGGAGGAGAGAAUUCGGUCUUUACACUCAUAUAACUCCAGAAUAUAUUGCGCCAGAGGCCGUCACAGGCAAAGAGAUUUUGUUUGGAUACGACGUCUACGGCAGACCUGCCUUCUACAUGAUACCCAGUCGCCAAAAUACUACCGAAGCCACGCGUCAAAUUGAAUUUGCCGUAUGGAUGCUCGAGCGGUGCAUAGAUCUCAUGGACGAAGGUGUUGAAUCACUCUCCUUACUCAUCAAUUUCGCCGACAAGGCCAAAAAUCCCUCCAUGUCUACUUCCCGUACGGUUCUCUCUAUCUUACAGAACCAUUACCCCGAACGCCUAGGCAAGGCGCUUGUCAUCAAUGUUCCUUACCUUGUCAACAUUUUCUUCAAACUCAUUACCCCGUUCAUCGAUCCAAUCACGGUUCAGAAACUGAAAUUCAAUCCCGAUGUGGUAAAGGAUGGGAUUUUUGCUGAAGACCAGGUCAUGAAAGAAUUUUGGGGUGGAAAUCAAGACUUCGAGUAUGAUCAUGAAAAGUACUGGCCGACAUUGGUUGACCUCUGCAAGGCGAGAAAGGUGAAGUGGAUGGAUGAGUGGAGAAAGCUGGGCGGGAGGAUUGGUCUCUGCGAGUCUGAUUAUAAGAACGGGGGGAGUGGGCAACCUGUAACGGAUGCAGAUUCACCCCAAAAGGAAGAAGCGGACACCUCAACAGAGACACCCAAAGUAACGGAAGUAGGGGUACCUACUCUUGGUGUAAUCGCACUGGAAUCCGGAGACGGACCUGCCUCCAUAGAGCAGGCUGUUGGGGUGAACACUUCAUAGGUUUCUAGUACAAGCCUCUGAACGCCAAUGAACGUUUUACUUCGCUACAGGUUUGUUUACUUUACUUCUAGUACCUUCAUACUUAUUUUACAUCUAUCCGUACUUAUACCCGAGCUACACAUGGCCUGCUGAAGUCGUACAAGCUUAUACAUGCUCUUAAUGCAAAACAA